UAAUAGAAAUGUGCGUCGGAAAAUUUACGAGCAAUUUAUAUCCCCGUAUUUCAUAUACACGUGACAAUUCCAUGUGUAAUCGUAUACUAUUAUUUAGCAUGUUAUCGAUCAUUCCGCCAUUUUGGGUUUCCAAUCAAUACCCGUAGUAAUCGAUGGGUUUGAUGUAGCCACAGGGUGUUCUGCCCAGCUGUUUCGAGGAACAGCCCGAUGUGCUGCCCGUCAUGACCUAGAUUCCAAGAGUGUCCACGUUAAUCCCCUACAUCGCUGAUCAUGGCGUAUGUCCAGCCGUUCCUCCGUCGGGCGACCAGACGUCGUCCCGCUGCUCAGGACGGAGAAGAACUUUCAAAAUGUCCCAAUCAAGAGGAUGGCUUGGCAGAAGAGGGUUUUAAGAAGUGCCUGACGACCUUUGACCUGGUGUCGCUUGGCGUAGGGAGCUGCUGCGGAGCUGGGAUGUAUCUUACCGUGGGCCUAGUUUCCCGGGGCGCGGGGAUAGGGGGAGCCUUGUCUUUCAUCAUAGCAGGGUUCGGAUCCUUAUUGUCAGGACUAUGCUAUGCUGAGUUAGCUGCCCUUUGUCCAAAGACUUCCGGUUCAGCGUACAUGUACAGUUACGUGACUGUUGGAGAGCUGGUGGCGUUCGUGAUAGGCUGGGGGCUGUUGGUGGAGUAUGCUAUAGGCACAGCAGCGAGCGCGGUGGCACUCAGCGCCGCCGUAGACACCAUGAGCAACUACUCCUACGGAAAAGUGAUGACAACAUACGUCGGUGCAUUUCUAGGUCGACCAUAUUUUGACGUGAUCGCUGCAGUUGUUUGUCUCGCGUUAACUUUGGUACUGACGUCCGGUGUGAAACUUUCGGCGACCUUCAACAACAUCCUCAACCUCGUCAACCUCAUCGUCUUACUCAUCUUCUGCGGCUGUUCCAUACUCCUCAUCCGACCAAUGAUCGUAGAGGACAAUGGCAUUUUUCCAAACGGGGUAUCCGGGGCCAUUGCUCAGAUUCCCACUGCAUACUUCGCCUUCAUCGGCUUCGACAUCGUUGCGUCGACAGGGGAGGAGGCGAUGAACCCAAGCAAAUCCAUCCCCCGAUCCAUCUGGGUCUCCGUCUUCAUCAACACUAUUGUCUACGUCGCCGUUGUCAUCUUCCUUAACCUAGCGAUGCCUUACUUCGCAAUGACGUCAAACUCAGCUAUGAUAGACGUGUUCGCAACUAAGCAAUGGACGUACGUAACGUACAUCGUCUCAACGGGCGCGGUGUGUGCCUUGUUCGCUGCCACCUUCGGCUCACUGUUCCCCCUUCCCAGGGUCCUCUACGCCAUGGCUAAGGAUGGCCUCAUAAGCAGCCAUUUCGGAUACCUAUGUCCAACACGGAAGACGCCGAAGCUGGCGACAGUAGUGUCGGGGUGUAUCUCCGCCGUUGUCGCCGUCUCUGUGGACCUCCGUCUGCUCAUUGAGAUGGUGCUCAUUGGAACUCUUCUUGCCUACGUUUUAGUCGCGGUGUGUGUUCUAAUAACGAGGUACUCUUUUGACGAGGACAACAUAUCAAACCUUCCGUCCAAAGACACAAAUGACAAUCCCGAGAAAUCUGGCCAAGAUAAGAUGUCAGAAAUACUCUCAAACGGAUCCAAAGUUGAACCGGAUAUGCAUCUUCCGCUGUCUCGGAAACUUUGGAAACUGUUCAGCCGCUCCCCGACCCCGGGGGAAACUCUGACAAGCGGGGAGCUUUCUGUGAUAUUAGUGACAUUGCUGGGAGCAGAGACGAUAGCUAGCCUCGUUCUGGUCACAUUCGGUGACGUCAUUGCAGAUGGAAAUAUAUUUGUGUGCACGUGUCUGUCGCCUUUCGUACUCGCCGUCCUGGUUGUCAUCAUGAUUUUGUGUCGCCUGCCGCAGAAUACUCGAACUUCCGGUUUCCGGGUACCUCUGGUUCCACUGCUUCCGGUUGCCGUGACCUUCUUCAACGUCUACCUGAUGAUGUCAUUGCGAUGGGUCACGUGGUGCAUGUUUGGUGUAUGGAUGAUCAUAGGUUUUCUAGUUUACCUGUUUUACUCCCAGCGAGAUGGAGGACCCCAGGUUUCAUCUGUUGAUGAAGAUAAGCGUCCCCUACUGGAAGCCAAAGACAGCAAGGAUGAGGACCCAUAAGGACCGCGUGAACAAAUUAGUCAGGAAUGUCUCGAAGAUGGUUGAGUAAAAUGACUGCUAUACCAUGUCAUACAUGUUUGUCCAAAAAUAGUCCAUGGCAUCGGUAAAACGUAUCAAAGACGAGGUGUGACAAUUUAUCAUAGAAUUAACCAUCGGAAAUAUGAAAAAAUACUGUGAUAAUUGUUAUCAUUAUAACAAUAGUCUAAAACACUGAUUUUCAGUUUCUGGCUGGGAUGUAGGUUAGCCAUUAAAAAACUUUGGGAAAGUGUUGAUAUGUAAAUUAUGAAACAGUUUAGCGAGGGCACCAGCCCAGCGGGAUCGGUUUCCUGAUCUGUGAUUCCAGACCUCUGUGACUUGGGUCCUUUAUCCCAAUUUGAAACAGUUGGAUUUGGUUGACGUAUAUCAGAAUUGUUACCUUGUUAUAUUUCGUCGCUGUGUGUUCACCCGACUCUGCACUUCGUGACGUGAUAUAACCAGCUGAUGACAGGCCACGCAGACUCUUAACAAAGGCUUAAGGGCGAUUACCCUUGGGAGUGGGCCGAUGGACUGCCGCGAAAGGCAAAUAGAAAUUUCUUUGGUAGGCACAUUGUUAUUCUGCCUACACGAAAUACGCCACUGUCAAAGAAACAGGUUUCAGCUGGAAGUAUGUUGAGUGUUGUGCCUGUUCGACUGUAAAAUCGCGAAAUUUCUGAAUAUUCAUGCGUACAAUGUAAAGAUACCAUAUGUUAGAGAUGAAAACAGGUUUAACAGAAUUUAAGAAUGACAUUAUAUGAUAAAGAUAGACAUUUAGAGAUAAAUUGUAGCCGAUGAUUGCCGAUCAGGUAUGAAUGAGCAUAUAAGCAUAAACCGGAAGUGUUCACGAAUAGCAUGUGCUACCUGUUGGUGUAUCUGGGCCCGUUCUCCAAAACAAUUUCAGCACCAGGACUGCCGUAAGUCAGUGUUAAAUAAGGGGCGGUCGGAUAGCCUAGUGGUGAAAGCGUUCGCUCGUCACCCCGGUUCGAUUCCCGACAUGGGCAUAAUGUGAGAAGCCCAUUUCUGGUGCCCCUCG
This is a messenger RNA of Haliotis rufescens (red abalone), 3181 nucleotides long. Its product is annotated as probable cationic amino acid transporter. Gene Ontology annotation, biological process: transmembrane transport; amino acid transport. The transcript is spliced from 9 exons. The record is from RefSeq and is a predicted model, not a curated record. The coding region runs from base 271 to 2133 and encodes 620 amino acids. Gene Ontology annotation, molecular function: amino acid transmembrane transporter activity. NCBI's taxonomy places the organism in Eukaryota, Metazoa, Mollusca, Gastropoda, Lepetellida, Haliotidae. Gene Ontology annotation, cellular component: plasma membrane.